Molecule: messenger RNA, 906 nt
Organism: Ictalurus punctatus (channel catfish)
Lineage: Eukaryota; Metazoa; Chordata; Actinopteri; Siluriformes; Ictaluridae
Product: general transcription factor II-I repeat domain-containing protein 2A
Exons: 2
Coding region: 1-906 (301 amino acids)
Source: RefSeq, a predicted model, not a curated record
AUGCGUGACGUCGUCAAAAUUGUGAAUGAUAUACGCUCCAAGGUGCUCUCUCACCUGCAGUUCAAGGUACUGUCGGAUGAGAUGGAUGCACAAUAUGGUGAUGUGUUGUACCACCAGGAGGUUAGAUGGCUGAGCAGAGGAAAAGUUCUCAGGAGAUUUUUUGAUCUGCGUGAUGAGAUCAGAGCUUUUCAGGAAAGCAAGAUUGGUAGUAUUCAAGAGCCCAUGGAUAAGAAAUGGCUUUCUGACCUGGCUUUCCUGGUGGACGUCACAGAGCUGCUCAAUGUUUUAAAUGUUCAGCUCCAGGGAAAAGACCAGAUUAUCACCCAGCUUUUUUAUCACGUCAGAGCCUACAAACAAAAAGUACUGCUGCUCAGAAGACAUCUCUCAGCAGGAAAUUUAGCCAAUUUUCCCUGUUUUAGAGAGGCAGGCAUGAUGAAAGAGAAGGUACCUGAGUAUGAUGCUGUUCUCAGCAACCUUAUCCAGGAGUUUGACAGUCGCUUUGAGGACUUCAGACACACUGCAUCUGACUUUGAGUGGUUUGUUCAACCUUUCACCAUCAGUGUGGACACAGUCAGUGAUGAUCUUCAGAUGGAACCAAUUGAGCUUCAGUGUGAUUCAGAACUCAAACACAAGUUCAGGUCCCUUCCCUUGACAGACUUCUACAAAUGUGUCCCAGCAAACAGGUUCCCAAAGAUGUGCAAACAGGCACAAGUGAUGCUGUCUCUGUUUGGCAGUACCUACCACUGUGAACAGACUUUCAGUCUGAUGAACUUAAACAAGUGUAAACUGAGAUGUAAAGUAACUGACUCUCACCUCCAUAAUAUCUUGACUUUGACAGUAAGUCCACUGCAUCCCAAUUUGGAAAAACUUUUGAAAAAUAAGGUCCAGCUUCAUGUGUCUCAUUAG